AUGAAGCAAACCACGGUGUCGCGAGAAACGCCGCCGUCGGACCCUUCAACCACGGCGUGCCCGCCCCAUUCAACGGACUCCCUAGAGGAGGACGACGAUUAUUACACUGCACCCCCACCGCACUCCCCAGCAUCAGCGUCGAGUUCCUCACCCGCAUAUCCUCCGCCAUUUUCGUCUCUUGUCUUCUCAUCACUUCCGGACACCAAUCGCCCAUAUAAAGUUACUGAACCUGGACCAGCUUGUCCUCCAGCCUUAGCGCCUCCAGCGCCUGUCGAGGAGUCGCUCGAGCCGGCCCCAUCUUCGGCAGUUGCUGACACAAAAGCGUCUUUCACUGAACCAAAAAACGAAGGCUCGUCCGACGACGGUGAACCACCACCGCCAUACACAGAAGGCUAUAGUCCACUUGAGUCAUUCACCUACGUGAUGGCUGCUGCAGGAGGCGCCUCCAGUAUCAUAACCCAGGUUCAGCAGACCGGGGGGCCGCCAAUUAACACUCUUGGUGACAUCGGUGGGGAUGAACACGUCGGUCUUGACCUCCGUGGUACGCGGUUCACCCUUUCGCGAGAUGAGCUGUUGACUUUGCCUGAAUUCGUUCUGCUCUCUCUUUUCCCCAAUGGCCUCCUCCCAGAUGGACAUGCCACAAAUGGUUUCCAUGACGGGGAUGUAUUCCCGGUUGACUAUGAUCCGGUCUCACUUCAGUACAUGCUGGAUUUCUUCCGAACUGUUGCCCAAACCAUCCCUUCAUCUCUGCCUUCCGGCUCAAACUCACCAGACAUGGAAAUGUCGGAUCCCAUGCAGGGAUCAGCCCGUGACAUGCUCCAGGACCGUGCUGGCAUCAUUGUCCUCCGAGAGGAUCUCGACUUCUAUGUCAUUCCCCCUCGCGCCGACAUUGGGCACGAUGAAAUGCUUGAAGUCAAGCGGGGGGCGGGUAGGUCGUUGUUGAAACAGGAUGGCAUCUUUUCUGGACUCCGCAAGAGCGAGGAGAUUGGAUCAACCGAACAGCAUCUUAUUGAAAUGCUGACAGCCGGUCUUGCACUGGCCAAACUCCGCACCGAUAUCCGCGGAGACCUGUCGAACAACAAUUCCGUGGGGAUGGCCCAGAAGCUUCUCUUGUUUUGGCGCAAACCUGCCCGCCGCUGCUGGUGGGAGGGCAUUGAGCUGCACGACGUCGAGGGCGUCGAGGGGCCAGUAAAGGUCUGGAUCCGGCGUGUGUGGACCUUGGAGAUGAGUGUUAUUGGGCUCCGCUGA
Messenger RNA from Penicillium mononematosum, 1248 nucleotides. RefSeq names its product putative general stress response protein Whi2. The transcript has 7 exons. Lineage: Eukaryota; Fungi; Ascomycota; Eurotiomycetes; Eurotiales; Aspergillaceae. The coding region runs from base 1 to 1248 and encodes 415 amino acids. The record is from RefSeq and is a predicted model, not a curated record.